Molecule: messenger RNA, 3525 nt
Organism: Osmerus eperlanus (European smelt)
Lineage: Eukaryota; Metazoa; Chordata; Actinopteri; Osmeriformes; Osmeridae
Gene: ptpn1
Product: protein tyrosine phosphatase non-receptor type 1
Exons: 9
Coding region: 207-1532 (441 amino acids)
Biological process (GO): negative regulation of ERK1 and ERK2 cascade; peptidyl-tyrosine dephosphorylation; negative regulation of PERK-mediated unfolded protein response
Cellular component (GO): endoplasmic reticulum; cytoplasm; early endosome
Molecular function (GO): protein kinase binding; non-membrane spanning protein tyrosine phosphatase activity
Source: RefSeq, a predicted model, not a curated record
AGGAGCAUACGGCGUGUUUCCGGUUAGACGAGGCCAAGCGACAACAUUACUAGAAAUCUAUGAAGCUACAGUACCGAAAAAUAAAAAAUAGCGCCGAAUCCGCCCAUAGAGUUGUCUGGUUUCCAAGACACAGUUUGUGUCAAAUUUGCUAAAGCUUAACGUUGAUUUCAUUGAUCGUCGGAAGAACGGGUGGCAGCAGCACAGCAAUGGAAGCUGAGUUUCGGGAGAUCGAUGAACCAGGGAGUUGGAACGCCAUUUACCAGGAAAUACGUCAGCAAUCAAGUGAACUGCCAUGCAAACUUGCCAAAUUACCUGAAAACAAAACUCGGAAUCGCUACAGAGAUGUCAGCCCAUUUGAUCACAGCAGAAUCCGCCUGCAACUGGGUAUGAAUGACUACAUAAAUGCAAGCCUGAUAUCUGUAGAGGAGGCACAGAGAAGCUACAUUCUCACUCAGGGACCCCUUCCAAACACUUGUGGUCACUUCUGGGAAAUGGUGUGGGAGCAGAGAACCCGAGGUGUGGUGAUGUUGAACCGUGUCAUAGAAAAAGGAUCGGUGAAGUGUGCACAGUAUUGGCCGCCUAGAGAGGAGAAGGAGGCUAUUUUUGAUGACACAAAUUUCAAGCUAACACUGGUUUCAGAGGACAUAAAAUCCUACUACACUGUUCGUCAGCUGGAGCUGGAAAAUAUGUUGACUCAGGAAACUAGAGAGAUUUUACAUUUUCACUACACCACCUGGCCUGACUUUGGAGUACCCGAGUCUCCUGCCUCCUUCCUCAACUUCCUUUUCAAAGUGCGCGAGUCUGGAUGUCUCAACUCUGACCAGGGGCCCGUGGUGGUGCACUGCAGUGCUGGGAUUGGCCGCUCCGGAACCUUCUGCUUGGUAGACACCUGCCUCUUACUGAUGUCCAUUCGCAAGGACCCAUCAACUGUGCGCAUUCGUGAAAUACUGCUGGAGAUGCGGCGUUAUCGGAUGGGUCUGAUUCAGACAGCGGACCAACUCCGCUUUUCCUACCUCGCUGUUAUUGAAGGUGCCAAGUGCAUCAUGGGAGACACAUCUUUGCAGGAGUCGUGGAAAGAGCUGUCAAAUGAGGAGGAUUUCCCACCUGAGCUCACACCACCUCCACCACCUCCUCCUCAAAGAGACUCUAAAAACGGCACACCUGAGCGCUUCUCCUUCUUUCCUCCGACUGACGUUCAAUUGAUUGUUGCACAGAAUGAUGUUCACACUCGCAGUGCCCCACCAGAGCCAGAGGUCCGGAGGAGGACUGGUGUUGAUAUUGCUGCCCCUCAGCCCCCCACUGACCCCUUCGACCAGCCUGAUGGACUGGUGGGAAGUAAAGAAGAAGCCUCCAAAGCUCCACCCAAACCUCAGCGGCAGUAUGAGAUAGAAAGGCAGAAGUUGACCCAGGCUGCAGAGCAAGCAGGCGACAGCUCUCCAAAGGGGACUUGGACCCCUCUGUUGGCCAAUGUUUGCCUGUGCACGGCAUUGGCCCUGGGUGCUUAUGUCUGUUAUCGAGCCUGUUUCCACUGAUGUCUUUCCUUCCUCCCUCUCUUGUACCUCCCUUUCUAUUCACUGUUUUCGCAGGGUGAAUCAGCCUGUCCAGCUGGUCCCAUUUGCCUAUGGGCUUACUCUGCUGGCGGGUGGUUUGUUUGGACUUCAGCAGAUUCAGGCUCAAUUGUUUUAUUUACAAAAUCAGUGUAGGUGGUGUGUUGGAGUCAGAGGAAGGGGUAGCCCUUCCCUUUUCACCCACCGUAACACAUCCUCAAACUUUCAGUUUGUAUGCUCAGGGCCUACAUUUUCAGGUGUCACACCCCAAAAUACACAUGUUGAUUUGAAAAAGAAAGAAAAUUGAGUCAGUAAAUGUUUUUUCUUUAUCACAGGCAGUAAAGGAAGGUGUGUGAGUCUGAUCCUGUGUUCUGUGAACCACAGUCCACCAUACACACAUGCCACCUCCAUUUAUGUACCAAACAACACUCAUUUGUGUUCUUCCAUUUCAGCCCUUGCUAGUAUGUCCAUAGGCUUUUCACAUAAUUACCCCCCUGGACAUUAGAUAUUUUUUUCCUCUUAAGACUUACAGAACUUAAUUUGUGGCCAUCCUGGUGGUAGACGUAAGUUGUGGAAAACAACCACACUUCAGAAGCUUAAUUGCUCUCCUGAAGAUGGGGCAGUAUUAUACCCAGGAGUAAGCUGAAGCUGGUUGGAGGGAGUAAAUGGGAGGUUGUCUCCCCUCCACAAGAUGAGCAUUGCAUGCAGUGGGCCAUUGUUGGGCCUUAGGCUCCCCACUGCCACCCCUAGUAGGGCAUUUGGGCUUGAUCUACAUGAGGCACUCUUGGUGUGUGUGUAAGGAUGUGCGUGCAUUUGAGUGUAUGGUAAAACUGAUUGUCUGGUCAGAAUAUAUUUGAGCUUUUUACUGAUGCUUGAUUUGUACUGCUUCUAAGUAGGCAAUAUUCAAGCUUAUAAUUAAGUCAAAUGUGAAAUGUAUUCUAAAUCUCUUCCUAGUAAUUCCCCCUCUCCCCACACAUUUUUGUUCCAAACUUGACAUUUACACAGGAGAGUUUACUUUGAGAUGAGCUGUGAAUGGAAGGUGUGCAUUCACUGAAUGUCAUGGGCUAUUAUGUUUGAGACCCAACAUUCAGACUUUGUGUUUCACAAUCGGCUCCAGCCACUGCUAUUUCACAAAUCAGUUACGUCAGUUGUAAAGGAGUCUUCCAUUGACUCUUAAAGUUGUCAAACCUACAAGAUUACGUGAUGAUGUUCAUGGUGCACAACUGUUUUGCUCUAACAUGAAAAGUGCUGCGACUUUUCUUGCUCAGAGAAAGUGAAUGUGUAAGCCUGAGGGGAAUGCAGCAGAUGAGUGUUGUGUAGUUGUUAUCAAAUGGAAGGCUGCAUUUACGCACAAAAAUGCCAGCUUAGCCAACAAGGACACAAAGUACUCUUCUUUUGCCAGCAAUACAAAUACUUAUCAGUAUGAUACCCCUUUAAAUUCGCACUUGAUGAAUGCUGAAUCCAUCCUGCCUGUUGGAACAGAGGGAUGGGGAUCUCAACCAAAAAGUCAAACACCAGCGCAGGGAUUUAAACACUGUAGGAAUGGUCCAUCAUAAAUGUUAUGGAAUGGGCCUGAGCUGGCUAUGUUAUUUUGUAUGAUUGCUUUUUCACUUAGACAUCCUGCAGUGGUGAAUGAAUAAACAGGUUUGUCAUGAAAUGAGAUUAGUUAAGCUGCUAGCAGCAUUCAGUUUACCUUAGUGGCUCAUAGAAACGGCUUUUUGAGUCCAAUGGCUGUACCUUUAUUUAGAAUGUAUGAGGUCCAACCCAUGGACACCCUCUUGAUGUUUUCAAAUCAGGUUUCAAUGUAUGCUGAUUUAUUUUUUGUGUGUCAGUAAGUGAUAAAGUCACCGUGCCUGGGAACCAUGUGUCUACCCAGGCACUUCUGUUUUUCUGUACUCAUGCUCAGCUCAACAACCAUUUGUCUUUUUUAUUUACAUCCAUCAAUGUACUCCUUUUUUUAAUAAAAUUGUACUGCUGA